UUUUUAAAAUUUGAAUACGUUUCCUCCAUCUGUAGCAUGACCUCUCUACGGAUUUGCCAGGCCGUUUCGCUGAAUCCCAGUGCCCUUGGGCCGGAAUCCGUACCAACGCAGUCCUCCUCCAGGAUCUGCCUAAUGGGCUGCCAGGGUGUGAAGCCCAAUGAAUUGCGUCGUUUUCCAGUGCACGAUGCCGAUCGCUGCAAUCAUUGGCUGCGCCACUUCGGAGUCAGCGAUAAACUGGUAGAUCAACUCGGCGGCCUCCAAAAGCUGCGCAUCUGUUUCAGGCAUUUCAGCCAACGCCAGGAGAUGGCCAAAACCCGCAUCAAGAUGACGCCGCUGCGCAAGUCCUCGGCCUCCAAGGGCACAGUAAUGUCCAGCAAUGGAGGGACCGUCAUAAGAGGAGGUGGGACAGGAGCAGGGAGCGGAGCUGUCAAGUCGGCGGUGGCCAGCACAACCAUUGAACUUGUGAAGAGCCCCACCAGACAUCUGGAGAAGACCAACCAGGCCAAGAAGCCCAUUAGCAACAGUAUGCCCUUGCCCCAGCGUUCCCACUCCAUCAGCUCAUCGGCCUCUAGCGACGUACAGUCCAUAAACUCCGACUCCGACUCGAUACCACUAUCAGCCUUAGAAGAGUCCCAGAACGGACUAAGCCGUUUGGAGAACGGUCAAACCAAGAAGAGGAAGCUCUACUUGAUCACCGAGAAAUCAGAUGAGACCAAGGGCCAUACACCGGAGAUCAAUGGACAACAGAAAAAGCGCAAGAUGUUCGUGGUUGUGGAGCAGGAUAAAGAAGCAACUGGCAAAAAACUGAUGAUUAUGACCGACAAGCCGCAGGCCAAUCUCACCCAGCACUUGGAGAAACUACUGCCUGAGAUAUUGAAUCGCAUUCAGGUCAAGGAACAGAAGCAAAUCAAUCCAACUCCGUUGGUGGUGAAAUCCAAGCCAGUGAUUAAUAACACUAGGCCACACAUAACAUUGCCGCCCAAGAAGAAUCCCACUAACUUUGUCAAGGUCACGCCCACUCCAAGUCCAGUACCUUCGCCCAUCCCGAUGCCAAUUCCAAUUCCGAGUACCAAAAUCGUAAACACCGAGAACUUGGAAGAGAAAAUGAAUUCAGAGGACAUAGAGACGAACAUAAACUUAUCGCCCGAUUUCCGGUUUCUUAUGAAAAUCCUUCCUAAAUUGGAACAACUGCCCGAGCCACAUAAGCAGAACGUCAAGCGUUCCAUACAGAUCUUCGUGGAGAAAAGUUACAGUAUCUACGGCAAUAAGAAUUAGUUACCAGUAUUUUAACGCCGAUAUAAUUUCCAUUUCAUGUGAAAAAGUUCCCUUUGUUUUCGAAAGAAUCGUACAUAUGAAAAGCAUUUCAUUACAUUGUCUAAGACUGAAGCAGAAACCAAUUUAAUUUGUAAGCCAAGCUGAAGCAGCUCCCCCUUUAGAUGUGUAAGACAAUCCAAAAUUCGAUAUUACCCCUGGAGGAUAUGGGUACAUUUUGAAAGAGUUAAGCCAUAAAACGAAUUACCAAUAAUGAAACCUUUUCUACAUAUAUU
Molecule: messenger RNA, 1547 nt
Organism: Drosophila takahashii
Lineage: Eukaryota; Metazoa; Arthropoda; Insecta; Diptera; Drosophilidae
Source: RefSeq, a predicted model, not a curated record